UCUUUCCGGAAGACUCAUAAUUAGUCCAGGCAACACGUAGAAGGCUAGUUCAGCAUUCAGCCCUUCUUCACUCACCGGUCGCUUCGUGCUUCAUUGCGCCUUGUUCAGGUACUCUGUACACAGUGAUUUAUGCGAAAUUGUGCUCCAUGGCUUAGAGAAAAAUGUGGUGUUUGACGAAUGGCGCGGAUAUAAGACGGGCGUGCCGACGUACGGCGCCGCACUUCUGGACAGCACAAUGAACCAUGUGCUGCUUGUGCAGGGCUAUUUCGCAAAAAACAGCUGGGGCUUCCCCAAAGGAAAGGUGAAUGAAGAAGAGGAACCAAUGGAUUGCGCUUCUCGGGAGGUAUGGGAAGAAGUGGGCUUUGAUAUCUCCGACAAAAUUUCCCCAAAACGCAUGAUCCAAAGCUAUAUGAAUGAUACCUUAAUACGCCUUUAUAUAAUCCACGAUGUUCCCAUCGACUUCCCAUUUGCGCCGAACACUCGCAGCGAAAUAGGCAAAAUCCAAUGGUUUUCGCUUUGGCAUUUACCAAAAGACAGGAACGAUAUGGCGAGCUGUGAAAAAACUGGUUUAAAUCCGAACUGCUUCUACACCGUCAUUCCGUUGGUCAGGGAAUUACAGGCGUAUGUUACUCGCAACGCAAAAAUGCUCAACAAACUGGAGCAGAAGCCAGGCGACACGACGAUUAGUAUUGGCGCACGUUCUUCAAGUGCCUUCAGUCCUGUACAUCCUCAGCAGUGGAAUGAGGCUUCAAUGCCAGCGCUGCAUCCUCAUUUCGCCAGUACAUCCAAGCGGCCCUGUGCAGCAGAUUUGUCGCAGUUGCAUCCUGUCCAGCAGCAUUCAUCACCGAACGCAGCAUUCUUCAAGCCGCUGACGCCUGCUCAGCAAGUUUCGUACACGGGCACCGCUUUCGUACAAAUGCUUUCUUCGUGCAGCAGCAUUGCAGAGCGACUGAAAGCAAGAGAAGUGACAAGGCCUGUGCCAACAGUCCCGAUGAGAGCAGCUGUGUUGACGCCGGGCAACCCUGUAUAUGAUGCCUUCAAGGACAAAUCGCAAAAAAAGGUUUUUCUUGGUGUUUUUGCAGCAGACAGACUUGAUCUGGAAGGGAUCGUCUGAAG
Molecule: messenger RNA, 1116 nt
Organism: Gongylonema pulchrum
Lineage: Eukaryota; Metazoa; Nematoda; Chromadorea; Rhabditida; Gongylonematidae
Source: the annotation of a GenBank genome assembly